AUCAAGACGGAAGUAACAGCGGAAAGGAAGUUCCAAGGCCCGCGCUGGGAAAAAGGUGGGGGGACCAGGGGAAGACUCGGAGUGCGAUGGCGGCGCAAAUUCCAAUUGUGGCCACCACUUCCACUCCCGGAAUAGUCCGGAACAGCAAGAAGAGGCCGGCCAGCCCUUCCCACAAUGGCAGCAGCGGCGGGGGCUAUGGCGCCAGUAAGAAGAAAAAAGCGUCCGCUUCCAGCUUUGCGCAGACGUGCCUUUCGCCUUCCACCAUGAUUGUGAGGCCUCCCCAGCCACGUGGAACUACGUGCCUCUUGCCUUCCGCCAUGAUUGUGAGGCCUCCCCAGCCGCGUGGAAAUGGUAUCAGCAUGGAAGCCAUGAGUGAGAAUAAAAUGGUGCCCUCUGAGUUUAGCACAGGACCUGUGGAAAAAGCUGCCAAACCUUUGCCAUUUAAGGAUCCCAACUUUGUGCACUCUGGCCACGGUGGCGCAGUAGCUGGCAAGAAGAACAGAACCUGGAAGAACCUGAAACAAAUCCUCGCUUCUGAAAGGGCAUUGCCGUGGCAACUGAACGAUCCUAACUACUUCAGUAUUGAUGCUCCUCCAUCCUUUAAGCCAGCUAAGAAGUAUUCUGAUGUUUCAGGUCUGCUUGCCAACUACACAGACCCCCAGAGCAAACUGCGGUUCAGCACCAUUGAAGAGUUUUCCUACAUUCGGAGGCUGCCCUCUGACGUCGUCACCGGCUACCUGGCCCUGAGGAAGGCCACGAGCAUCGUUCCCUGAGCCCCAGAAAGGGAGAUGAAGUGGAAAGCUGUUUCAAAAACAGACUCUGGACUCAUGAUUUUGUUUCACGGAAACAAACUCGUUCUGCUGUCAAUCUGAAAAUGCCAGUGCUGUGCCUUGGAAAGAAUGUUUGGCUUUAAUUUAAGGGUUUUUUUUUUUUUUAGUGUGUGUUUUCCCUCCAAGUGUGAUAUUUCCUGCUGAAUUAAAUUAUACUUCAGUUGUUGCCUCAAGUAAAGGUGUUUGACAAGAAGAUACAAUAAAACCAUACUUUUCAUUUA
Messenger RNA from Homo sapiens (human), 1051 nucleotides. It is a transcript of the gene INO80C, whose product is annotated as INO80 complex subunit C. Gene Ontology annotation, biological process: chromatin remodeling; telomere maintenance; regulation of embryonic development. The coding region runs from base 87 to 773 and encodes 228 amino acids. The record is from RefSeq and is marked validated. NCBI's taxonomy places the organism in Eukaryota, Metazoa, Chordata, Mammalia, Primates, Hominidae. The transcript has 7 exons. Gene Ontology annotation, cellular component: Ino80 complex; nucleus.